CUUGACGCUGCCCCGCACGGAGCGACAACCGUAUAUCAGGGUCUACUUGCGACUCUCGCGUUCUCGCUGUCCCAUCUCGCUGGCUGACGCGUCUUUAGUGCUGGAUAUUUGUCUGGAAAGACGUACCACUUCACUCCGGAAUUCGCAGAAUGUCUAGGCCGUCGAAAGCGCUCACUCUUGCUCGCAUCGAAGACCUGACCCUCGGGUCGUUUGCGCUGGUGCCGACGUCGGAAACGUUGAGCCAUCUCGUGCGAUAUUUGAGUACAUGGAGUGGAAGCGAUAAACUGUUCAUGCUCCUUGAAUAUACCUUGAAGCUUACUGUCCCGUUCUUGUACUUCCGUGCUCGUAUGCAACAUCGUGCAGGGACGAGAACUACCCCUGUCAGUACCGCAGCGACAGGCAUGUCCAAGCUAGCAAGCCUUGCUGGUGACGCAAGAAUGUUGUUCCGAUUGUGGGGUCUCCUACCGAUUGUCCAAUGGCUCACCGGGAUCGAGCGUAGCCCCCCUCCGACGCGCAAACUGCUCACCAUCGAGCGACUUCAGGGCUGGGCGAUGAUCGCAUACUACCCGCUCGAGCACACAUACUACAUGCUCGCGCACGACAUCAUCCCCGCCACGAUGUCCCUCCCAACGCUCGCCUCGCUGCUGCCGUUCGUCGCCCCCAAGCCCAGCGGGAGGCUCGUCACGCUGAACAAGGGCGCGUUCGCGCUGUGGUCGUGCCGCUUCUGGGCGGCGUAUAUCUUCCUGCAAUUCGUGCACCUCAAAGAGGACUAUAACCUGUUGAAGAUGCGCGAGAGAUCGGUGAGCAAGUCCAAGGCUAUCUCCUACCCUGCGGAGAAGGAGGAGCUCCGGAAGAGGUGGGACGCGUUUUGGGGCGAAGUUGUCGUGAACGCGGGUUACCUACCUCAAGCCCUUCAUUGGUCAUUGGAGAUGGGCCUCUUCCAGAACGACGCAUGGAUCAACGUGUUCGGCUUGAUAGCUGGCCUAGCAGCUUGGCGAAACGGCUGGAAGGCCACUGCAUUGCCUUCUGCGCCAGCUGAUGGUCCGGCUGCUGUCCCGGAGCUCGAUGAGAAGGCACCAGUCGAACCAGGCGCGGUCGAUACGCCGUUGGACCUCGACAUUCAGGCUCCCAUGCUGGACGAGAUGUGACGGAUGCGUGGUGUAAUGGAGAAUGGACUGCGUUCUUGCCUUUGUAUUACUAGCACAGCCUAUGCAGGAUAUUCACUGCUGUUGCUCUACUAGUGGAAUUUGCUUAUGUCUUUCACUUCAUACAAAGGACAAUGAAUCCAAUGUACGUUGAUCUGUUCGCUAACAACCUUCCGAAUCGAAUCACGUCAUUUGCAGCGAACAGCACUCGUGUGUGCUGU
Rhodofomes roseus is the source of this 1366-nucleotide messenger RNA. RefSeq lists its product as uncharacterized. The transcript is spliced from 8 exons. The coding region runs from base 150 to 1148 and encodes 332 amino acids. Lineage: Eukaryota; Fungi; Basidiomycota; Agaricomycetes; Polyporales; Fomitopsidaceae. The record is from RefSeq and is a predicted model, not a curated record.